This is a messenger RNA of Cinclus cinclus, 1732 nucleotides long. It is a transcript of the gene NFKBIA, whose product is annotated as NFKB inhibitor alpha. The coding region runs from base 87 to 1028 and encodes 313 amino acids. Gene Ontology annotation, molecular function: protein binding. The record is from RefSeq and is a predicted model, not a curated record. NCBI's taxonomy places the organism in Eukaryota, Metazoa, Chordata, Aves, Passeriformes, Cinclidae. The transcript is spliced from 6 exons.
CCCCCGCAGAAAUCCCCCGGCCUCGCCGUAUAUGCGAGGCGCCGCCGCCGCUGCCGCUCACUCGCAGCGCCCGCAGCCCCGCCGCCAUGAUCGCCGCUCGCCGCGCCGCAGAGCCGCCCGCCAUGGACGGCUACGAGCCCCCCAAGAAGGAGCGUCAGGGCGGCUUCCCGCUCGACGACCGCCACGACAGCGGCCUGGACUCCAUGAAGGAGGAGGAGUACCGGCAGCUGGUGAAGGAGCUGGAGGACAUACGGCUGCAGCCCCGCGAGCCGCCCGCCUGGGCACAGCAGCUGACGGAGGACGGGGACACUUUUCUCCACUUGGCCAUUAUUCACGAGGAAAAAGCCCUGAGCCUGGAGGUGAUCCAGCAGGGAGCCGGUGACCGGGCUUUCCUGAACUUACAGAACAACCUCAGCCAGACUCCUCUUCACCUGGCAGUGAUAACUGAUCAGCCUGAAAUUGCUGAGCAUCUUCUGAAGGCCGGAUGCGACCUGGAAAUCAGAGACUUCCGAGGAAACACCCCGCUGCACAUUGCCUGCCAGCAGGGCUCCCUCAGGAGCGUCAGCGUGCUCACACAGUACUGCCAGCCACACCAUCUCCUCGCUGUCCUGCAGGCAGCCAACUACAACGGUCAUACAUGUCUUCAUUUGGCAUCUAUUCAAGGAUACCUGGCUAUUGUUGAGUAUCUGCUGUCCUUGGGAGCAGAUGUAAAUGCACAGGAGCCAUGUAAUGGCAGAACAGCACUACAUUUGGCAGUUGAUCUGCAGAAUUCAGACCUAGUGUCGCUUUUGGUGAAACACGGGGCAGACGUGAACAAAGUGACCUAUCAAGGCUAUUCCCCCUAUCAACUCACAUGGGGAAGAGACAACUCAAGCAUACAGGAACAGCUGAAGCAGCUGACCACAGCUGACCUGCAGAUGUUGCCAGAAAGUGAGGAUGAAGAGAGCAGUGAAUCGGAGCCUGAGUUCACAGAGGAUGAACUUAUAUAUGAUGAUUGCCUUAUUGGAGGACGACAGCUGGCAUUUUAAAGCAGGGCUUUCUCUGAAAAGAAGUGACUGUAUACAUAUAUAGAUGUAUAGAAAAAGGACUGACUUUGUGCAUCCAAAAGGAGGUCACAACGUGGAGAGAAAAAAGAGGAGGGAAGUACUACACUGCCCAGCAAGGAGAAGGAGUACGUAAUUGUAACAGGACAGUUCCAGGAUCUCCCUUGUGUUUAAAUACAGGAGUGGGAUGUGUAACAUCAGUACAGAUCUGUGAUUAUUCACACCACCUGAUAAAGAGCCACAUAGCUAACCUUCUCAGCCCUGCAAAGGUAACAGACUACACAUCCAACCUGCUUAUUACAGGCAGCUUUCUUGUGGCAUCAAGUACUCCAGGGAACAAAGGUCCUUUUGUGGCAAAGUGGAACUUGUGCCAACACCCCUUCUCAGAGACUCUGCAUUCAUUUGUGCUGGUGGCAGUCCCUGUCCUUUCUGAAGGACCUCAGCUGCUCUCAGUGGGGUGUCCCAGGUGGAGGAGUCAGACCAAGGGACUGGUGUCCUCUUGGCUCUUAGGCAAAAGUAGCAAUAAUGUUAACUCUGGGCAUUGGAAAAGUGUGUUUCACACUGUGUGUGUCAUAAUUGCUACACUUUUUAGCAACUGUAUAUUGUGUAAAUACUGUACAUUUUUUGUUUAUAAUUAUUUUGGUACAUGUGAGGUAUGUAUUUAUUAAAAAAGUCAGAUUACUCUGUCA